AUGAAGGUGGCGGUCUUUAGUGCCAAAUCCUACGAUCGCACCUAUCUAGAUCAGGUGCGUGCACAGCACUUUCCCGAGCUGUGCGCUAUUGAAUACCAUGCCUUUGCGUUGUCUGAGGAGACUGUGCCACUAGCCCAAAAUUCCGACGCGGUGUGCGUCUUUGUCAACGACACCCUGGACGAGCGCGUGCUGAGAGCUCUCCACGCCUACGGGGUCCGUGCCAUCCUGCUCCGAUGCGCCGGAUUUAAUCACGUUCAUCUCGCAACUGCCGAAGAGCUAGGCCUCUUCGUGGCGAAUGUGCCCGCAUACUCCCCCGAAGCUGUGGCGGAGUUCGCCGUCGCCCUGAUCCAAACCUUGAAUCGGAAGACUCACCGUGCCUACAAUCGUGUCCGCGAGGGCAACUUCAACAUUGAAGGUCUCCUCGGGAACACUUUGCAUGGUAAGACCGUUGGGAUCGUCGGCGUGGGGCGCAUCGGGCUUGCGGCCGCGCGCAUCUUCCACGGCUUCGGGUGCCGACUACUCGCGCACGACCCUUUUGCCGGGGAAGAAUUCCGUCAGUACGGGACGCUAGUUGACCUCGACACCCUACUAAAAGAAAGCCACAUCGUGAGUCUGCAUUGUCCCCUCACGGAGAGCACGAAGCAUCUCAUCAACGAAGAGACAUUGGCGCGCAUUCGACCGGGGUCCUUGCUGGUCAACACUUCGCGCGGGGGGCUCAUCGAUACCACGGCGGUCCUUCAGGCGCUAAAGACGAAGCAGCUGGGCGGAUUAGCAUUGGAUGUCUACGAAGCAGAAGGCGAGCUUUUCUACAACGAUCACUCCGGGGAGAUCAUUGAAGACGACGUGCUGAUGCGUCUGAUGACCUUCCACAAUGUCUUGAUUUGUGGUCACCAGGGAUUCUUCACGCGCGAGGCUCUCGCGGAGAUCGCUGAGAUCACACUCGGCAAUCUGUCUGAUUUGGUCUCGGCCCGCUCGUGCAAGAACUCAUUGGUAACGGAGGGACAUGUUUUAGUUCCCGUGGACAAAGAGCCGGUUAGGCUUUGA
This is a messenger RNA of Penicillium digitatum Pd1, 1044 nucleotides long. Its product is annotated as 2-hydroxyacid dehydrogenase. Lineage: Eukaryota; Fungi; Ascomycota; Eurotiomycetes; Eurotiales; Aspergillaceae. The record is from RefSeq and is a predicted model, not a curated record. Gene Ontology annotation, molecular function: D-lactate dehydrogenase (NAD+) activity; NAD binding.